This is a messenger RNA of Pecten maximus, 637 nucleotides long. RefSeq names its product probable ATP-dependent RNA helicase DDX27. The transcript has 6 exons. The record is from RefSeq and is a predicted model, not a curated record. Lineage: Eukaryota; Metazoa; Mollusca; Bivalvia; Pectinida; Pectinidae. Bases 179 to 622 code for a protein of 147 amino acids.
CAUAGUACUUGGACUGUUAGGAGUGAAUGUUGGCGAGUUACACGGUAAUCUCUCACAGGCACAGCGAUUGGAGACUCUGAAAAAAUUCAAGCUGGGUCAGGUAGAUGUUUUACUGGCUACAGACUUGGCUGCCCGAGGUCUGGACAUUCUAGGUGUGAAAACUGUGAUAAAUUUUACCAUGCCAAACACGACAAAGCAUUAUGUACACAGAGUGGGAAGAACGGCACGUGCAGGACGUAAAGGAAGAUCUGUGACCUUGGUUGGUGAACAGGAACGAAAGGUGCUCAAAGAAAUCGUUAAGCAGGCCAAAGCACCACUCAAAACCCGGAUAGUUCCACAAGAGGUAAUCACGAAGUACCGCGACCGAAUAGGACGUCUAGAGAAGGAAGUUGCUCAGAUAGAAGUACAAGAAAAGGAAGAACGUGAACUUCGGGCCACUGAGAAUCAUAUGAACAAAGCACAGAACCUUCUCAAUGCAGAAGGGGAGGCAGCCCCUAAAAGGGGUUGGUUCCAGACUCAUAAGGAUCGCAUGGAUGAGAAAGAAACUUUACGACUUGGAAAAUUUUCUGGAACUAGAACUGACAAAAAGAUGGCAAAGAAAAAGAAGACAGUAAGUUGUUAAUUCUGUCAACUCUAA